AUGGCUAACGUAUUCUUUAAAAAGCAGAAGAGGCAAAGCCUAUAAGAAUAACUAUAGAUUAUUCUAUGUUAGAUUAAAUAAAAUUGGGUAUAACCCGAUAAUAAAAAGAAUACUUAAAAGAAAUUAUGGAAGCAUCUAAGCUUUUUUUCACAAGACUUUUAAAAGUAUAUCCAAUUAAAAAAAAAUAACAUUUUUCCUAAAAAUUUUUUAAAAAAAUGUUAUGAAGUUGAUAUUCCUGAUAAAGAUUAAAAAGAUGGUAUUGCUAAUUCUGAUUUACACUUAUACAUAGUUUAUUAUAAAGAAAAAAAUGGAGAACUUGCAGAUGCUGUUUUUUGUGCAGUUGCUGAUCAAGGAAUAACUAGACCUACAUUUGGACGUGUUAAUUUUAACAUAUAAAAAAUGGAUAUCAUUGAGGGAGAUAUGAAAACUUUUCAAAAUGAUUUGGAAACUACUAUUCAUGAAAUUAUGCAUAUAAUUGGCUUUUCAACACAUAUAAUGUAAUAUUGGAUAGAUCCUGAAACUAAUAAACCAUAUAAAGAAAGCUUUUAAUAAAAAUUAUUAAAAGAAAAAACUUACUAAGGAAAACAAUCUUUUAUUUUAACUUCCAAAAAUGUAAUUGAAGUUACUAGAAAAUAUUAUAAUUGUCCAAAAGCUGAAGGAAUGUAUCUAGAAAAUUAAGGUGUUAUAGGAAAAAUAGGUUCGCAUUGGAAAAGAACUCUUAUUUAUAAUGAAUUAAUGACUGAAUCUUCAAUAUUAGUUAAAUCUUCUAUUUCUAUAUUUACAAUUGCUCUUUUAAAAGACACAGGUUUUUAUGCUGAAGUAAAUGGAAAUAUGGCUGGUUAGAUAUUUUGGGGAAAAGGAAAAGGUUGUGAAUUCUUAGAAAACGUUUGUUAAAGUAAAACUGAAUACCCUGAAUUUCCUUAAAAAGUGGAUGAUUUUUAAUGUUCAUUUGAAUACGAAGGAUUCGCUUAUUCCGAAACUAACAAAUACGCAGACAAUUGUAGAAUGGAAUAACCUGAAAUAGAAGAUCUAUGUACAAAUCCUAAUGCUAUAGAUGAUGAAGAAGAUUUAGAAAUGGAAGAGGAUAAAUUAUCUGAUUAUUCAACUCAAAGUAAAUGCUUCUAAUCUACAGCUGUUUAAGCCUCAUCUAAGUAUGAAUAUGAUAUUUCUGUAAGAUGUCAUAAAUUUAAAUGUUCCUCUGAUGCAUCUGAAAUAUCUGUUAUUUUCCCCGAUAUUUAAUUAUAAGUAUUAUGUGGAAUAGGAGAAUAAGGUAAAUAAAAGGAUAUUGAUAAAAGUGGUAAAAAAGCCAAAGGUUAAAUCACAUGUCCUUAAGAUUAUAAUAGAUUCUGUAAUAAUUCCCGUAUAUGUCCGAAUUUCUGUUCCUAAAAAGGAGUCUGUGUAAACGGAUAAUGUAUAUGCUAAUCUGGAUAUGGAGGGGAAAAUUGUAUUACAAAAUGCUCCGGAGUAGUCAAUGAUGGAAAGUGUAUAUAAUAAGGCUUUUGUCCUUCAGGUAAAUUCAAGAACCCAGAUAAUACUUGCAAAUCAGAUUGUCCUUAAGGCCUAUAUGGAAAGAAUGGUAAUUGCGAACCAUGCCAUAGCAGUUGCUCUAGAUGUACAGGACCAUUACCUAAUCAGUGUAGUAAGUGUUAAUUUUUGACAUUAUUGCAAGAUAAUUAAUGUGUAGAUAAAUGUAAUGAGAAACAAGGAUAUAAACUUAAUUAAGCUUAGGGUAUAUGCGAGUCUUAGAUAUCCACAAUAUGUUAAGGAAAUUGCAAAACUUGUGAAAAAAAAAUUCUCCUUUAUGUAUCACUUGCAAAUAAGGAUAUUUAAAAUAAGCUGAUAAUUCGUGCUAAAAUACAUGUGCUAUGGGAUCUAAGUUAACUUAAGAUUCUUAAUAAUGUGUAAAACCUUUAGUUGGAUGUCUUUAAUAAAAAGAUUCUAAUACUUGUAUUACAUGUGAUACUGUUAAAGGAUAUAGAUUAGGUUCAGAUAAAUAAUUUACAAUUUGCAAGGAAAAUUGUUCAUAAUGUAAUCCUAAGAAUCCAUCUGAGUGUCUUGUUUGCGAAGGACUUAAAUUUAAAACUCAUAAUAGUAGUUGUGUAAAUUAAUGCCCUGGUGAUAGUUUUUAUUCUGAGAGUAUUGGAAAAUGCUAAUAAUGUCCUAAAAAUUGUUAAAAUUGUAAUGAUAAUGGUUGCAAAAAAUGUUAAAAUGGUUUCUAUAUAGAUUCAAAAACUAAAGCUUGUACUUAAUGUCUUUCUAAAUAAAUUAAUUGUCAAAAUUGUGAUGAUCCCAUCUGUUUAUAAUGUAAUGAUAUUUAAAAAAAAAAAUGCAAAUUUCUGCUUAAGAUGGAAAUUUAGGAAGUGGAAAUACUGUAAUUAAUGGAAUUAAUAUAAUAAAAUGCCCGACAGGGUGUAAAUAAUGUAAUUAAUCUAAAGAAUGCUUAUAAUGUAAUUAAGGUUUUAUUAUGGAAAAUAAAACAAAAAAAUGUAUUACAUGUAUUUAAAAAUACGGUAAAUGUAUAGCAUGUACGGAAACAAAAUGCACUACUUGUUUUUCUGAACAUAAAUAUAAUGAAAAAUCAUAAUAAUGUAUUAAAAUCGAUUCCACUAGAAAAUUAUUUUAAAUUUAAGGCGAUGUUUAAUAAUAAAAUAAUUAUUAAGGCGUCUUUGUAUUUUUUAUUAGUUAUUUUAUGUUUGGAUUUUUAUUGUGAUGAUUUUGAAAUAAAGUAAAUGUAACUUUAUUUUAUAAUUAAUUAUUUU
Molecule: messenger RNA, 2759 nt
Organism: Ichthyophthirius multifiliis
Lineage: Eukaryota; Ciliophora; Oligohymenophorea; Hymenostomatida
Product: leishmanolysin family protein, putative
Exons: 2
Biological process (GO): cell adhesion; proteolysis
Cellular component (GO): membrane; cytoplasm
Molecular function (GO): metalloendopeptidase activity
Source: RefSeq, a predicted model, not a curated record